Messenger RNA from Cydia fagiglandana, 821 nucleotides. RefSeq names its product cytochrome c oxidase assembly factor 4 homolog, mitochondrial. Gene Ontology annotation, cellular component: mitochondrial intermembrane space. The transcript is spliced from 2 exons. Bases 118 to 327 code for a protein of 69 amino acids. The record is from RefSeq and is a predicted model, not a curated record. NCBI's taxonomy places the organism in Eukaryota, Metazoa, Arthropoda, Insecta, Lepidoptera, Tortricidae. Gene Ontology annotation, biological process: mitochondrial respiratory chain complex IV assembly.
CAAAUCAAAAUCAAAUAAUCAAAUCUCAACUUGCUCUCAGCGUAUAUCGGGCCUUUAUUUCGUUACAAAUAAUAAAAUAAAAAUAGAAUUUGCUAAUUAAUGAAAUAAACCCUCAACAUGACGGUGAAACCGCGAGACGUACCGGAAAAUGACGAUGACCCCGUCGAAAACAUGCUGAAGAAAACCGGAUGCCUUGAAUUACAUUACAAAGUGCAGGAGUGCAUAGCCACCACGAAGGAUUGGAGAAAAUGCCAAACAGAAGUCGAGGAGUUCCGCACUUGUAUCGGCAAGCACAAGCAGGAGGAAAUAGCCAAAGCCAAGAACUAACUCUGAGGUGCAGCACGGCACCGUAAACAUCAAAUUUCUGUAAAUAAAUAAAUAAAUAUUGGGGACAUCUUACACAGAUCGACCUAGCCCCAUACUAAGCAUAGCUUGUACUAUGUGUACUAACGAAAAAUUUAUAUUUUAUGAAAAUAUGAAGAAUUGGCUUAGGCACAUUAACAAUGAUUUUGUGUAAUAACUUUGUUGAUAAAUUAUUACCAAAGUAUAAAUUAAAAAUAACUCAUGCUCUGAUGUCUCUAAAAAUAUCCGCUUGCAUGACUGAUACUGUGCCUAAGGGUGGUAUUCCAUCUGUCCAAUGUCAUUGCGUCUCACUCUCUCAUUGAGCAAAAUUGUGAGACGCAAUACACAUUGGAAAGAUGGAAUAUCACCCUAAGAUGAAUAAGAUUUUAUUAGGAACUUUAGUGGAAUUUUUGUAAAUAAUCUACAUAGUGCAAAAUAUUGGAGAUACAGCUCUGAUAACAAACCUUGUUAUCACAUAA